CGUGCGCAGUCGCGGCCGUGCACCCACCAACCAUCCCGGAAUGGUGGAACACUAUAGAAAAAUUUCCCAGUAGAGAGAGACAUUUGUUAGCGGAAAAGUCGUGUGAGUCGAUUAUCGGACAAAGGUAGAGCGGCGUGUACGUGUAAAGCGGAGCAAGCACUGUGUCAAUUACUCACUCACCAUCGCGGCGACGACUUUGGAUGUAAGUGGAGCUCGGGAGCUGCGCGCGAUUGCCAGCGUCCAGAUAAACAAGACAAACAGGAACUAAAGGAGGAUCGUCGAUUGUGUGUCGCGCAAUUGAUAGAUAAACUACGAAAGAAAACUUUGUCACUUAGAUAAAUAUUCGUGGUUUGCUUGUCUUGUGACAUUCACGAGAUUGGCGGCGAGAAAGAUGUCAGUAUUGAAUCAGAGCGGCGAGGACGCAGUGGAGUGCCCCUUGUGCAUGGAGCCAUUGGAGGUGGACGAUCUGAAUUUCUUCCCAUGCACAUGCGGAUAUCAGAUAUGCCGUUUUUGUUGGCACAGAAUUCGUACUGACGAGAACGGCCUGUGUCCCGCGUGUCGAAAGGCCUACUCUGAAAAUCCGGCUGAUUUUAAACCCCUUACCAAGGAAGAAAUAGUAAGAUUGAAAGUCGAGAAAAGGUUGAAGGACCAACAACGGAAGCAAAGAGUUACAGAAAAUCGGAAACAUCUAGCAGAUGUGAGAGUAGUACAAAAAAAUUUAGUGUUUGUAGUAGGAUUACCAAUGCGGCUGGCAGAUGCUGAUGUUUUAAAGAAACACGAAUAUUUUGGGAAAUUUGGGAAGAUACACAAAGUCGUAAUUAACCAGAGUACUUCCUAUGCAGGGUCUCAAGGCCCCAGUGCUUCGGCUUAUGUUACUUAUCAACGUCAAGAAGAUGCGCUACGUGCUAUAGAGGCUGUGAAUAACAUUGUUGUGGAUGGUCGGACAAUAAAAACUUCAUUAGGAACGACGAAAUACUGUUCGCACUUUAUGCGUAAUCAACCCUGUCCGAAACCAGAUUGCAUGUACCUGCAUGAUCUUGGGGACCAGGAGGCAUCGUUUACGAAGGACGAGAUGCAUCAAGGGAAACAUCAGGAGUACGAGCGCAAGCUCGUGCAAUCGUUACAUGCACAUGCGUCUUCAGUUCAACGGAAACCGACGCCAUCACCACCCGUAACGGGCAGUAUUGUUAGGGAAAGUGGAACUGUAAAUUCGCAGACUAAAGAGGCGUGGCCAUCGUUGCAACCGGGACAGACAAAUAGUACACAAACCAGUUGUAAAGAAAUAUCAUCAUCUGCGCAAACAACUUCACAACAGCACAGCAACACGACAAGCGGCAGCGGCACUCAACAAAGUCACAUGUCCUCCGGAGUGUCUACACAUCAGCAGAAUAACAACAAUAAGGGUGAAAGUGGUGUAAGUGUACGGCGGGGUAAAAGUAAUAGCGAAUGUAAAGCGCAGGCGGCUCGGAACAAACAUAAAAAUAGUCAAAACAAAGAGAAGCACGGUACUCGUACGACGUCGCGAUCUGAAUCAAGCUCAAUCAACACGCAAAGUGGUUCGCAAAUCACUGGGCAAAAGAACGUUAGAAACUUUUCCACUGAUACGAACAAUGAAAUGUUGCAAAAAUUGGGUAACAAGUGUAAAAUGGAGCAGCAACAACAACAGCAGCCACAGUCACAACAAAUUAAUAACAAAACAUCAAAAUUAGCCCUUAAAGUUAAUUUACACGAAGUUAAUGUAAAUGGUACAUUUCAAAACGGGGAACGCCGGCAUUCGGACAGUGAAACGGAUCAACAGCGAGAGGGUAGCACGCCAGCGAGCACGAUUUCGAGCACGGAAGACUCUAAUGUGAAUCACCAAGCUGAACAUUUGGCUGAAUCGAGCGAGGAAAACGGCGGUGUCGUUCUUCUGGGUUCAUCUCCAGCUAGCACAAAUUCAUCACAAGGUGCCAAUCAACCACCACCACCCGGAUUACACAAUGGAUCUCAAAUGCAACUCAAUCAUCGGUCGAUCUUUCAAGCGGACAAUAACAGUUUUUUCAGUUCGAAUACCUUCCAGAAAAUACCGACUACCACCUCGUUGCCAUCAAACUCCCUUGCAGCAAACACAAAUCUGGAUUGGACGAGCACGGGAGUGGCUACGAUACCUGAUUCCUUACCAAUAGUUCAUUCUAGCGAAGAUUGGCAGGCCGCUUUUGGUUUUCAACCUGAAUCGUCUCGAACGAAUCAUAUUAUAUCAAAAUCCAGCCCGACCGAAUCGCCGAGAGUAACAUUUAAUUCUGAGAGUUUUGUAGAUGAGGAGGUUUAUAUAAAUGCACCUUACACUACUACGCUCACAGAAUCAUCAUCUGGUACCUUUACAUCUAACUUACUUGUAAAUUCACCCGCAUCAAAGUUUAUGGCAGAUUUUCAACAAAAUUCUCUACAACAAAGGCUUAAUAUACAGGCACAACAAACUCAAGAAAAUAGUGAGUACAUAAAACAGAAUGGCCACGCUACAAUAGAGGAAGUUCGGAAUCAUUGUGACGCAAACUCAGAUGUGAAAGCGGACGACGAUUUAGGUUUUGAUCCUUUUCACGAAACACAGAAAGCAUUAGCAGAACUUUUGGAAGAUGAAAUGCAGGUGCAGCAACAGAAGAUAUUCCAACAGCAACAGAGAGAACGGGAGGAGCAAACCAGGGUGCAGCAUCAACAAACUCUCGCGAGCCUUAACCAACCACACUUUCCACAAGUUGCGCACAUAGCGCACUUGCAGCAAGCCCAGCACCUACAAAAUCUACAAGUGCUCCAAUCGCAUUCCCUUUUGUCUCGUCUUCCGCAGAAUCUGUUAUCGAGCGGCGCGCAGAGCCCAGCGCAGGGCACUGUUACGGCUACCAGUUUAGGACAACGCAGUCGACUCCCGCCACCGGGUUUUCUUGGUUCCACGCCAAAUCAUAUGAACUCGUUUGGUCUCGGUAUACCACGACCAGCGCCAACGAAUAGUGCCCUCUCUGGCGCACAACCUCAGCAAAGUGCAUAUCUUCCAAAUGGAAGCCCGCUUCUCAACACACAAAGUAUCGGCAAGUGCACGGGUGACGCGGUUUAUACUCUGAAAGAUUGGUGUGAGAUUAACAAUCAGCAACAGCAGCAGCAAUUCCAUCACCAAGCGUUGCACCAGAAAGGAUGGAACAAUUUCGGACCUAUUGCAGAUUGGACUUCGAUCGAUCCAGCUAUAGUUUCUUCUAGACCUCUUCCAUUCCAAACUACCAAUGCUUGGCAAUUUUCUCACAUUCAUCCUUCUCACGUUGUAACUCAUAAUGCGCAACAGGAACAGAACACACCUGCUCAGCAUUGGGCGAUGCAACCGCCUCCCGGUUUCGCUGUACCUACGACCACAGGACAGCUGAAUAAUCCACAGCCUAGUACGACCGCACAACCGCACACCAAGCUCAUCUCUGCAGGAUCAGAAAUCGAAAGUAAGUUAAUCGCGAUCAAGCUCCGUGCAAACUAAAUAACACGAAAAAAACAAAGAUACCGUAUAAAAUGCGCGGUAUCUCGAGAUAUAUAGGCCGUCUAUAUUGCAGACCUAUAAGUCUAAUGCGUGAGGUGAACGAGUCGAGGCGUCAUAAUGUUUCCAGACGUGGCAAGAUCAAAUCCAGCAAAUGAAUGAAACAAAAAAUUAAUGCGACAGUCGAUAAUGUACGUUUUCCUAAACAUGCUUUUUGUAUCUCAACGUUUUAUUUCAAAUCUCCAUUUAUUUGUGCGAGUAUUUUACUCGAGUAAAGCAUCGGAAUAAAAUAUUAUUUAAUGCGUACCUUGAUGUAAGCGAACGGUUAUACGUCAAUACAUUUUCCUCAUGAUAUUAUCAUUUUUGAAUUAUAGCAAAAUUUGUCAUAUUUAAGUCUGACUAUCGUUAAGCGAAGUUUAUGUAGGAUAUGGAAUAUUAAACGGAAACAAAUGAUUAAGAUAAUAAGAAACGAUCAUGAUGUUUACAAGUACAUUUUCCUUUCUUUAUUCUCAUUAUUGAAGCGUUAUUUUCUUUAAAACAUUUAAAUCGAAAAUUGGUAUCCUGUGUUUAUAAGCUUCAUGAGAUUUAAAAAAAACAAACUUUAUAUUAGAAUGCAAACGUAAUGAAACUUCCGUACUAUAUUUGAUUUUAAAUCUAUCGUAAUUGUUUUAAAUUUUGGAAACUUUGUUAUCACAUCUAAAAGCUCUAUUGUUAUUAUAUAAAAAAGAAUUGUUAUAUAUAUAUGUAUAUAUACAUAUGUAUAUGUACCUAAUAAGUGUACAGUAUUAUCGAAUCGUCUUAUAUACAUUUUGCUAUUUUAUAAAUAGUCCUUUUAAUGCGUUGAAAUGUCAAUCAAUAUGUUUUAUCCAAAUGUUUUUAAAAACGCAAUUCUUUUAUCAAUGAGCAAGAUAGAAUGUGGUAAAUAUUCAGUAUAACGCCUCCAAUUUUCUUUUAACUUUGUAAACUUGUGUUUUUAUGUGUAGAUUUUUUUCUGAGAAAAAAAUCGUUCGUAAAAAGCUUAAAUUCCCUUUUAAAUAUAAUUUAAAAAAUUUUUGAUGACGGUAAAAGGGAAUAUGAUGAAUUUAUGACUAUAAAAAUAUAACAGAGUUUGUGGUUAAAAAUUUUUACUUCAUUAAUUUAUAUUAGCAAAUAUUUUUUGGUAAUCAAAAAUAAAAGUUAUUGAUAAUUUUAAUUAUAGUAGAGAUAUAGUUUAUGAUUGAUUGUAAUAUAAAAAUAAAUAUAUGUACAAAUUUUUGAACCACACAAUUUAAUAUUAUCAACGUGUUGAAUAAAAAGGAAAGGAUUGUUAUUAAAAUGUUCGAUUGAAUAAUUUAUUUUAAUUUAUAAAUUGUAAAAUUAAAAAGUAUGCACAGAAAGCGAAAUGGACCAUUUAAUUUAUAAAAGGCAACAUUAAAGAGCAUGCGCAGUAUCUUUUUAAUAAUGAAUUAUCAUGUUUCUAUUUACCAACAUAAAAAAUUUAAAGUUACAUGUAAAAAAGGGAGGAUUUGGGCGACGACUUUUUCUCAGGAAAGAUUCUAUAUACAUAAAAAUACACAAAUUUACAAAGUUAAAAAAUCUAAAGUAAAAGUGUUAUACUGCACAUUUAUCUAGAAUGUGACAUGAUUAGCUGCUUUCCAUUUACAUCAAAACUCAGAUAAUUCUCAGAUAAUUUCUCUCUCUCUUGUGACAUCAUAACUCAGUUGAAUGCACGUUCCUUUUUUAUUUUUACAAGUGAGAUUCAACUGACUUUUUUCCUUCAAUCUGAGCAAUUUCAAGACCGUGUACUUUACCGAGUCUCGUAUACUCACUUCAAAAGUGAGGUUUUGCGAUAACUUUGUCAUUAAAAUAAGCGUGAUUACUUGCAUGUUUCUUUAAAUCACUGAGUAAUGACGUCACUAUCUGAGUAUAAAAUACUCACAUUACUGAGUGACUUAGUCUUACUUUAACAUAAAUGGAAAGUAGCUAUUGUUAUAAUGAAAUAACGCGGAGUUUUAUUAUUUUUGCACGUACGUAAAUUUUCCCCUGUGCGUCACCGAGUCCAGCACCGGCGUGCGUCAUCACAUAUUGUGAUACUACGGGGCGCUUAAACUCGAAAUCCGCGGGGUGGAUUAAAAAUUAUUAAAAGAAAAAGAGAAAACUAAGGAGUAAAAGCUUCUUAGUUUCGAUAAUUUUAGCGAAUACUUUGAGUUGUAAGUCAAAUCAAUUGAAUACACACAGAUAAUACAGAUUAAGGGAUUAUCUGUACUAACCGAAAGAAUAGCGAUAUUUCUAAUCUCACGGCAAGAUCGAUGUCAAUGUAUCGAUACACUGAUAUUAAGGAAAACUACAAAUGGCUGUUCGGAAAAAAUUAUGCCAAUGCGAUCAUGUAUUUCAUUUACGCAUGCGGAGCGAUGAAAAAGAAAGAAAGACAAAGAAAAUAUUAACAUACGAUGUACGAUAAGUGAUGAACGAGAGCAACGUCUGAGCAAUGUACUACGAUGUUCAUACGACGCGAAUUACGUCGAACGAAUGAGUUAUUCCCGUUGGCAGACGAUUCGAUCGAAAGUAUCGCUGCUGUUUUAAAAGCGAAUAACAAAAGAACGUCAUACACAAGAGAACGAAUGAGAUAAUAAAAGUAUAAUUACUAUAAAAUUUAAUUCAGUAAGAUAAUCGAGAAAUAUACGAUAAUGCGCAAUUAAA
This is a messenger RNA of Monomorium pharaonis (pharaoh ant), 6166 nucleotides long. RefSeq lists its product as uncharacterized. Gene Ontology annotation, biological process: protein ubiquitination. The transcript has 15 exons. Gene Ontology annotation, cellular component: CCR4-NOT complex. NCBI's taxonomy places the organism in Eukaryota, Metazoa, Arthropoda, Insecta, Hymenoptera, Formicidae. The record is from RefSeq and is a predicted model, not a curated record. Gene Ontology annotation, molecular function: ubiquitin-protein transferase activity; RNA binding; metal ion binding. Bases 392 to 3490 code for a protein of 1032 amino acids.